CGGCUGUCAGCAUAAUCUCUGACCGCCAUGUGUGGGGAAGUUAUCGUGUAAUGAUGAGAAGCAUGUACGUGAACGUCAUAGAUUCUGGACUGAUCGUUUCCUGAGAAUGGAUUGGGUACGCAGAUAAAUUUGACAAAUGAAAAGUUGUACAGCUUGUAUACACAAAAGGAAAGUUCUGGCACAGAAGAUAUUUUAGCACUGAUAUCAUUACAGAGUUGUCACAAUUCUUGUAAAAUGUUAGUGAAGAGUAGAGAAAUCUCCCGUGUAAACAUGAGACUAACUAAUUUAUUACAGUAACUAGAAAUUUUGACAGAAAUAUGGAGGAACAUGCAUUGAAUUUCACGCUUUCAAGAGCUAACAGUUGCCCUGACAAAUUAGUGGGAGAUAUGUUCUGCUGGGGGAAUACAACACACGGUGAACUGGGAUUAGGAGGACUAGAGGAAGAGCAGAUCCUGAUACCAAGAGAACUGCGAUUUUCGAAAGCUACUUGUGUAAAACAAGUUGCUUGCGGUUACAAUCACACCCUACUGUUAACAUCAGAUGGACAACUAUAUUCAUGUGGAAACAAUGACCAUGGGCAACUUGGCCACAACAAGCCUUGCAAAAGACUUGAGCAAGUGGAUGGUCUUGAAGCCUACAUUAUGACCCAAGCUUCUUGUGGCAUCAGUCACUCGUUAGCUGUCAAUGAAUGGGGUCAAGUUUUUGCGUGGGGUUCGGAUUCACAUGGACAGUUGGGUGUUGGCCUGGACUGUGUUUCACAGCCACUUCCAAAAAUGAUUAAAGCAUUAGCAACAUCACAUGUUGUACAGAUAACCUCUGGACACAAUCACUGCCUAGCCUUGACAAACAAUGGUGAACUCUAUGCCUGGGGUUGUAAUGAAUACGGCCAGCUCGGUCUUGGAUCAAGUGUUUCCAAAGAAACAAGACCUUGUUUGGUAAGAUCAUUAAUGGGAAUUCCUAUUGCCAUUAUUGCAUGUGGUGGAAAUCACAGUUUUGCUGUUUCAAAGUCAGGGGCUGUGUAUGGGUGGGGAAAAAAUGUUUUUGGUCAACUUGGUUUAAAUGACGAUAUCAAUAAAUUGUAUCCAACGCAGCUGAAAACAUUGCGCUCUGCGAAAGUAAAGUAUAUAGCAUGUGGAGAGGAUUUCUCUGUCUUUUUAACAAAGGACGGAGGCGUUUUUACUUGUGGCUCUGGAACAUACGGUCAGUUAGGUCAUGGUUCCACUUGUAAUGAAAUUCUACCACGGAAAGUAAUGGAAUUGAUGGGUAGUACAGUUACUCAAGUUACUUGUGGAAGGAGGCACACACUUGCACUUGUUCCAUCACGAGGAAGAGUUUAUGCUUUUGGUCUUGGUGGAGCUGGCCAGCUGGGUACAAAAGCUGUCUUAAAUGCUACAACUCCACAAGUUGUUUUAGGACCUUGGGUGUCACCUAGUGGAGUUUCAAUUAUUGAGCCACAUGAACAGAGUCAACAUUCCCAGAAUUGUGUUGUGAAAAGGAUAUAUGCUGGUGGAGACCACUGUUUUGCUUUAGUUACUAGAAAACAGGAUAAUAUUCCAUCAGAUGAUUGCCGCAUUCAUGAAACCGAUUCUCAGAUUUUGUCUCUGACUGUCGAGAAAAUUGAAGAAUGUGGAAGAGUCUUACCAGAUGAGACAGUGGACCAGGACCUGAUGACGUAUGUUGAGACUGUGUUCAGCAGUCAGGCUUGCAUCAAUAGUUCUUUUCUCUUACAAGAUGAUGGUCACUACUGCUGUACUUCAAGGCACCAUGGUGUUGACUUGACAGUUGCUGAGAGAUUCUUCACUUUAUUAAGUAAAAUUGAAAAUCAAUCUAUAAAAAGACUAAUACUCAGCUCCAUUAGUGAACAUUUACUUCCAUCCUUGUCAAGCUCUCCACCUGAUGUUGAAACCUUAAGACUGUAUUUGGUGUUACCUUUUUACCACGAAUUUGAUAAUCCAAAAAAUUGUCAACGAUUACAUAGUCCAUUUGGGCAGGCACUGCUAAAAUUAAAAACAGAAGCAGGGAAAAUUGUUGGACUAUGGUGGCGAGGAAUACCCAUUGACUAUUUUGAGAGGCUCAUUCGCAUUUUCAAGGAUGUGGUACUAUAUGUGCUACAGUUUGCUGAAGAUGUUAAAUCAAAGAAAGCCGAAUAUGAGGUAUCUGUACAUAUUGCCCUGGAAAUUCUUUCACAGCUCAACAAAUUAAAUCAGAGUACAAAUGAUCUGAAAGUACCUUAUGACACAUUUCAAAUGCCAGAACUUGCCGAAAUUGUAGAUGUAAGAUCAGAUUAUUUACACUGGCUGGUUGAGAAAGAUCAGACACAGGCUGGAAGACUCUAUUUUUGCAACUAUCCAUUUGUGUUCGAUGCUGCUGCCAAAACUCUUCUUCUGGAAACAGAUCAAUCUUUGCAGAUGCAGUCCGCAAUGAAUCAAGCAGCUACACAAGUUUUCACAACAAUGUUUUUUAAUCCUGCAUUGGCUACUAAUAUCAGCACAUUCCUGCAGUUACAUGUCAGCAGAGAACACUUAGUCCAAGAUACGCUUCGAGAACUAGCUAAAUACAGCUCAUCUGAUCUGAAGAAGCCAUUAAGGGUUAAGUUCUUAGGUGAGGAAGCCGAAGAUGCAGGAGGAGUGACUAAGGAAUUUUUUCUCUUGCUAAUGAGAGAGAUAUUGGAUCCAAAAUAUGGAAUGUUCCGGAAUUAUGAUGAAACUCGAGCAAUAUGGUUCAGUGAAGAUUCAUUUGAGGAUCCGAUAAUGUAUUAUCUCAUUGGUCUCAUAUGUGGAUUGGCUAUAUAUAACUUUAUCAUCAUUGCAUUACCUUUUCCAUUGGCACUUUAUAAAAAGCUCUUGAAUGAACCUGUUUCGCUCCAGGAUCUUAAAGGAUUAUCACCAUCAAUGGCCAAGAGUCUACAAGAUCUUCUGGAUUAUGAAGAGCCUGACAUUGAGGACGUCUUUUGCCUCACAUUUGAAAUCACAAGAGAAGUUUAUGGCGAAGUUAAAAAUUUGCCUUUGAAAGCAGAUGGGUCAAAUAUACCAGUUACUCAACAGAACAAGCGUGAAUAUGUUGACUUGUAUGUUGACUUCAUACUCAAUAAAAGUGUAGAGAAACAGUUUACUGCCUUUAAUGGAGGCUUCCAUAAAGUAUGUGGAGGCAGAAUAUUGAAACUUUUUCAUUCUCAUGAACUUAUGGCUGUGAUUAUUGGUAAUGAAAAUUAUGAUUGGGAGGAAUUACAGAGAAAUGCACAGUACAAGAAUGGAUACACAGAAUCUGAUGAAACUAUAAAAUAUUUUUGGGAAGUUUUCCAUGAGCUCACUCCAGAACAAAAGAAAAAAUUCCUAUUAUAUUUGACGGGAAGCGACCGGAUUCCAGUCCAAGGAAUGAAAGCUAUAAAGAUAUACAUCCAGCCAACGAAUGACGACAAAUACCUUCCUGUAGCACACACAUGCUUUAAUCUGCUUGAUUUACCUCGAUACAAAACAAAGGAAAGACUUCGUUACAAACUGCUUCAGGCUAUUCAACAAACAGAGGGAUUCUCCAUAGUUUAAGGGGGCUCUUAGGUAGACGUAUUCUUAGCUGUUGCCAGAAUCAAAUGAGAUUUUUGAGCAAUUUGUUUAUGAUUUUAUACAAUGCUGCCUUUAAUGUUGACAUAUUCAGAUAAUGCCUAUAAUUUUUUGUAUAUACAAUAUGAUCAAAAAUACAUGUUGAAAUUUGAUAUAUUUUAUUUAAAGUGUAUGGAUGUAGAGAAAAGUAUUGACCAGAGACGAUAUUUUUUAUAGCUUAUGAAUGCAGGACAACAUUCUUCAGCCCUAGUGCACCAAAUUUAAUAAAUAUGAAUAUGUGCCUGUAAUUCUGCUCAUUCAAAACAAUACGAUAAGCAAAACUGAAAGUAUUUUUAUUACUAGACUUAAAUUUCAUGUGGCUUUAAUAUUAAAAACACACACACACACACACACACACACACACACACACACACACACACACUAUAUACAGAUUUAUAUAUAUAAAGACUGAAAGUUACGAAAAUGUUAUAUAUUAAUAGAUUAAUAGAGGCAUGUGGAGUUGUGGUACCGAAAAACAGGAAAUCAAGUGCACUAUGAAUACUAAGCCUUGGAAUCAAAAUUUUUUGCUCAGAAAGGAAAAGAAAAAGUUGUAAAUUAGCAGCAGUGAUGAUGAGGGAUGAGGUAUUGACAAACUGUUUGUUGGUAUGUUAUUGGUGCACAAUAAAAAUUAAUUCCUUUAUAAUUCCUCAAACACAGUAGGUAAAGUGUAGCUUAUAGGAAAUUCAACAAGAUGCUUUAUGAUAUAUUAGUGAUUAAUCAAAAUCAUCUCAGCUAUAUUAUUACGCAUUUAUUAUGUUACGACCAGUUUCGUUCAUAGAACAGAUUCAGGUUGCACAACUUGACAACCUGAAACUAUUCUAUGAGCAAUAGUUGUUGUAAAACAAUAAAUGUGUAAUAACACAGUUGAGUUGGUUUUUAGUAAUCAUGAAUAUUAGUAUCAGUUGUGGUGCUCAACAUGAUCAAGAUGGUUUAUUUUUUAAUAUUGAGAAACAUAUGAAAUACAACUCAUAUUUUAAAAGCAUCAAUCACUUAAUGCAAAGUUUUAGAUGGAAUGAAAAUAAUGCAUGAGAAAAGUCUUAAAAAUCAAGUAGUGAGUGGUGGGGAAAACACUGAUGUGUUGCACUUUAACAUUAAUAAUUUCAUUGUUGACAUGAAUUCACGUACUUGAGCUUCCAUUUGUUAUGCUCUUGGAACUCUGUGCAGUAUCAGAAGUAUGGAAAACUUGUUCUCUCUCUCUCAAAAAAUUUGCAGCACCUCCAUAGCAACUUCUCUUUAAUUCCUGAUGUGGCCAUUGCUCUUUGUCUUUAUCAUGGGGGGGGGGGGGGGGGGGGUACUCAUUCACUUAAUAAUUACAUUAAAGUAGUUCAUGGAUUCAAGAGACACAUGAAUGGGAUAAAUUAAUUUCAUUUUGUGAGAUAUUUGGAUGACUUCAUUGCCUACAUUUUUUUCAAAAUUAUUUAGUAUUCUGAAUUUUUUAUUUUUCAGUUUUACAUUAUAUUAAUAUUUUCCUAUUUUUAUGUUUGUUCCAUUCUGCUGUAUGCCUCAACAUUGGAAGAACUUCGCUGUGUUAUAUUGUUCUUGAAUCUGCCUUUGUUUUUAAAAAAAAAAAAAAAAUUCUGAUCUGUUUACCAACCCUUUUUGUCAAAAGUGCCCCUCUUU
Molecule: messenger RNA, 5216 nt
Organism: Schistocerca americana (American grasshopper)
Lineage: Eukaryota; Metazoa; Arthropoda; Insecta; Orthoptera; Acrididae
Gene: Herc4
Product: probable E3 ubiquitin-protein ligase HERC4
Exons: 22
Coding region: 318-3542 (1074 amino acids)
Biological process (GO): protein ubiquitination; ubiquitin-dependent protein catabolic process
Molecular function (GO): ubiquitin protein ligase activity
Source: RefSeq, a predicted model, not a curated record